Didymella exigua CBS 183.55 is the source of this 924-nucleotide messenger RNA. RefSeq lists its product as uncharacterized. Bases 189 to 740 code for a protein of 183 amino acids. The transcript has a single exon. The record is from RefSeq and is a predicted model, not a curated record. NCBI's taxonomy places the organism in Eukaryota, Fungi, Ascomycota, Dothideomycetes, Pleosporales, Didymellaceae.
AUCAUCGGAUCCCGCAGCGGAAAUAAUUUGCAAGCCCAAUUCGGCGGAUGCUGAGUAAAGUGAAAUUGAUACACCGCCAGGACAAGACUCGAAUUCGCGUUCAGCUGGCGUACCAGCCCUACCGAGCACCGCAAUUUGGUCCAGUGCCCCUCGCGAUCAGGUGCACGAUCUGUGUUCCUGGCGAUUAGAUGACUUUGCGCGAUGGGGGAUCUAACGACACGAUCUUACGGCGAGAUACGUUGCCGUUCUUGUUGCCAAAAGCGGCAGGGUUCGAGGCGCUAAAGCUUAGAGAAGAUCGACUACCACUACAUCAAAAGCCCAAAGGUCGGAAUUGGAGAAUCUGUAGUCUAGGUCCUUGGUGUUUGACCCUGUCAUAUGCCACCUGCUGUCCUGUGGAGUCUGCAGACUCUUUCAGGUCGAGCGGAUGUCACUCCUGCCGAUCCGCAUGGGUACUCACCUCCGCCCGCUCCCGUUGUACCUCCAAGGCUCCAGCACAUCAAUCCUUCGUGCCUUCGGAUGCGGCCCAAAACUUGACAUGCGGGGCGUGCAGAAGAAGCAAAAAUGGAGUGCGGGUGGUGGCGGCGCAACAAGGGACGUUCAGCCGUGGCAACAGAGGCGCAGAGGAAAAAAUACUGUAUGGCGCGAGUCGGGUGAUCCGCCACGAGACAAAAGAAAGUGCAAAGACAAAUCGACUUGUAUCCUGGUUUCACAUGGAUCUUUGCAGGUAUAAUGGACUAUAAGAAGACCCCGAAGAAUGGAUGCGCUGUGCAUCACAAGGAUCAUGUAUUGCUUACUGCAGCUCAACCCUCGUCGCGGAUCAGCAGUGCGAUCCUUCUCAGAGCUAAAAACAGUAAUGAUUGCAGUUUCGGAACCGUCAAAGUCCGCUUGGAGUAUGCUCGUAAGCGCCGAAAUAAGGUCGCUGUG